This is a messenger RNA of Ogataea philodendri, 372 nucleotides long. RefSeq lists its product as uncharacterized. The record is from RefSeq and is a predicted model, not a curated record. The coding region runs from base 1 to 372 and encodes 123 amino acids. Lineage: Eukaryota; Fungi; Ascomycota; Pichiomycetes; Pichiales; Pichiaceae. The transcript has a single exon.
AUGGUCCUCGUCGAAGUUGUGGUCGGCCUCGAAGCUGUUGAGCUCGAAACUGGUCGCAGUCAGCGGCACGUUUGUGCUUGGGGGCUGGCUGUACCGCUCGCGGUAAUGGUCUGCGAGCUCCUGUUUGUUGUUGGUGAUGCGCUUGACCGCGAUCUUGCACGGAAACUGCGUCUUGGUGAACACCUUGACGGCCACGCCGAUGUCGAACCGCGCCUGGCCAACAAACCGCAUCCAUUCGGUGCCGAUGUCUGCCUCGGCGAUGAUGCCAAACGUCUGACUCAGAAACGAAAGUUUCGACAAGCCGCGGCUGUUGCACACGGCCAUCAGGUCGGCACGCACGACGUGACCCUUGACGAUCUCCAGCGCAGCUAG